Messenger RNA from Cavia porcellus (domestic guinea pig), 4632 nucleotides. It is a transcript of the gene Magel2, whose product is annotated as MAGE family member L2. Gene Ontology annotation, cellular component: nucleus. Bases 544 to 4176 code for a protein of 1210 amino acids. Gene Ontology annotation, biological process: negative regulation of transcription by RNA polymerase II. The record is from RefSeq and is a predicted model, not a curated record. The transcript is spliced from 2 exons. NCBI's taxonomy places the organism in Eukaryota, Metazoa, Chordata, Mammalia, Rodentia, Caviidae.
CCGCUCUCAUAAAUAUCAGCCCGCCGGACUCCAGCUCAGCUGUCUUCAGACUGCGUCGGGACAGUCUGGACAGAGCAUCUCUGGUAUCUGCUCCAUCCAUCUCCCUGCCUCUACCCAGCCUCUCUUACGUCAGCGUCUCCGUCUCCUCCGAGCUCAGACCAGACCAUCUCCCCUCCUCUGAAUUCCUCCCUCCUUUCCAGUGGUCUGUGACCACUCGGAUUACGGCGCCGGGGUUUUUCUAUCUCAUCAAUCUGUUCCUGUCACUCCGGGAGCGCAGCGGCUGAAGCAGAGACUGCCUUAGGGCACUGGCCCUGCUGGAGGACGCCCCUCUGCAGCAUCCACUUGCGGUGGUCGGGGGCGUGGCCGGCACAGCCCCCCUCCCCCUCUGCUCACUGCGGAGAGCUGCUGCGGGCUGCAGGAGCUGCUCACUUCCUAUUCAGCGUUCGGCCGGGAGGGAGCUCAGCCACGUAGGCAUUCUCCGCUCUCUGGAGGAAGCCCAGCAGCUGUCGGAGGAGGAGACCCACCAGCUGUCAGCCAAGGGACAUGUCGCAGCUAAGUAAGAACCUGGGUGACUCCAGCCCUCCCGCAGAGGCCCCCAAGCCGCCUGUCUAUAGCCGCCCCACGGUUCUGAUGCGUGCCCCGCCUGCCUCCUCUCGGGCUCCUCCGGUCCCUUGGGAUCCUCCUCCAAUGGACUUGCAGGCGGCAUCCCUGGCCGCUUGGCAGGCACCCCAGCCUGCCUGGGAGCCUCCACAGGGCCAGCUGCCAGCCCCGGUGGCUUCACUGGUCCAGCCUCCUGCCCUAGGGGGUCUGGUCCAGGCUCCUCCGCUGGGGGGUCCCAUGGGCAAGCCUCCGACGCCUGGAGUCCUGAUGGUUCAACCUCCGCCUCCUCCAGGAGCCCCGAUGCCCCAGCCUCCCGCCCCGGGAGUUCUGAUGGUGCAUCCCUCUGCUACUGGAGCCCCUGUAGCCCACCCUCCUCCUCCGGGGAACCCAAUGUCCCACCCUCCUCCUCCUGGGGCCCCGAUGGCUCAUGCUCCCCCUCCUGGGACCCCGAUGGCCCACCCUCCUCCUCCGGGGACCCCGAUGGCCCAUGCUCCUCCUCCGGGGACUCCGAUGGUGCCUCCACCGCCGCCGGGGACCCCGAUGGCACACCCUCCUCCACCGGGGACCCCGAUGGCGCAUCCUCCACCGCCGGGAACACCGAUGGCGCAGCCUCCAGCUCCAGGAGUCCUGAUGGCCCAGCCCUUGACGCCAGGAGUCCUGAUGGUCCAGCCACCUGCUCCGGGAGCUCCAAUGGCCCAGCCUCUACCUCCAGCUGCCUUGAUGUCACAGCCUCCACCUUCUGCAGCACCGAUGGCGAAGCCUCCCGGUCCUGGUGUCCUGAUGAUCCAUCCUUCGGGUGCAGGAGCGCCAAUCACCCAGCCUCCAGUCUCAGGAGCACCGAUGGCUCAAACUGUGCCACCUCCCACUCAACCAAUGGCAUCAUGGGCCCCUCAGGGUCAGCCUCUGAUCCUGCAAAUACAGUCUCAGGUCAUAAGGGCACCUCCACCGGUUCCCCAAGGGCCACCGACCCCGCAGGUGCAGCUGGCCACAACCCCAGGCUGGCAAGCAACUGCACCAGGAUGGCAGGGGCCUCCUCAAGGCUGGCAGGCCACGCCCUUGACCUGGCAGGCCACACAGGUCACUUGGCAGGCCCCCACCAUAGCCUGGCAGGCACCACCACCCAUCCGGCAGGGGCCCCCACCCAUCCGCCCGGGCCCACCACCCAUCCGUCCUGGUCCCCCUCCAGUGGGACGUCAAACCCCACCUGUGAUACGCCAGGCAGCACCUGUAAUCCGCCAGGCAGCACCUCUGAUUCGUCAGGCACCACCGCUGAUCCGCCAGGCACCCCCACCCAUUCGGUCUGCACCACAGGUCCUGGCUACCCAACCACAGCUCUGGCAAGCCCUGCCACCCCCACCGCCACUGCGGCAGGCCCCGCAGGCUCGGUUGCUGGCCCCUCAGGUGCAGGGGGCACCACUGGUGCCUACAGCACCAAUGCUUACUCCGGUACCUGCAGGCCCAGGUGCUGGCCCACAGGUGCCCCAGCCAGUGCUGCCGACACCGCUGUCUGUUCCACUGCCUGCUCCACUGCCUGCACCACAGACUGCUCCACAGGCUGCACCACAGGCUUCCCAGCAGGCUGUGCAGUGCCCAUCCAUCAUCUGGCAGGCCCCAAAAGGCCAAUCCCCAGUGCAACAUGAGCUGCCGACGUCGAUGGAGUUUCAGGAGGUGCAGCAGGCCCAGGAAAUGGCCUGGCAGGCACCAAAGGUACCCACUCACUUCUGGCAGCCCCUACCUGCUCAGGAGGGCCAGGAGCAGCCCCCCAGCAUUGUCCAGCUGGAGCAGCAGCCCUUUCGGGGGGCCUUGGCCUCCCAAAAAGGCCUGCAAACUCAGCUACCCACCCACGAGGCCCAGCCCACGGGCCCGCAGGCAGAAAUGCCGGCAAUGCAACUCCAAUCAUCCUGGCAAGGGCCACCUACCAUGUUGCAGGCGCCGCCAGGAGCCCCAGUAGCAGGGGAAAAUUUUCCCAGGGGCCAGGCUAAAUCACUCUUGACUCCAUCAGGAGAAUGCAGGGCCUCUUCUUCAGAACCUAAGGGUUCUUCUAAAGAACGCAGGACCUCUUCAAAGGAGAAAAAGGGCCCUCCAAAGGACCGUAUGAUUUUUACUGGCACCUUCUGUGCUCCAAGGGCAAUGUCAGCCUCCAGAGCACACCUGCCAAAUGCCUGGAAAAACUUGCCUACCACAUCAGGCGCCUUCUAUGCCACCUCAAGGGUGUUUCCAUCUACCUCCCACUUUCAGCCUGCCUUUAAAGGCCCAUCUGCCACCACAGCGAGCCCAAAGUCACGGCCACUUGCUCUGCAGGAUCCAUAUCCCUGCAUAGAAGCCCUGCCUGCAGCUCCGUGGAUGCUACAGCCUAAUGGGGAUGUCUCAAAGUCAUCUAAGGCUGCCUCCAGCAUCCCGAUGGCUACAGAAGCUGUCCCCCAGGCAAGUGCCACAGAGGCUUCUAAGACUGUUGACCCACCGCGUCGCUCGGGCAAAGUUACCCGGAAGAAGAAGCACCUGGAGCCCAAAGAAGACAACAGGGGGCCUAGAGUGGCCUCACGAGAGUGGCAGGGCUCGUGGUCUUGGGAAAAUUCUAGCCCGAGUGAUUGGGAGUUCCAGAGUUCUGUCCAGGUUCUGGGAGACUGGGAGGGCCCGAGCACUUCCUAUGGCCUGAAUGGUUGGGAGGGUACUGAUAUCUCCAGGGUCCUGAGUGGCUGGGAAGAGCCUAGCACCUCUUGGGCACUGAGUCCCUGGGAGGGCCCGAGCACCUCUAAGGGUCUGGGUCACUGUGAAGGCUCAGGAAGCCCUCAGCCCUUCACUGUUUCUGAGGUGCCAUGUCUGUCUCACAGACACUGGGCCAGCCAGGAGGAUCCCAUGGAGGAGACUCAGCAGCUGUCUCCUUUAGAAGAGAGAGCAAAUGCACUGGUGCAGUUUCUCUUGGUCAGGGACCGAGCCAAGGGGCCCAUCCUGCGCUCAGAGAUGGUGAAUGUCAUCAUCCGAGAGUACAAAGAUGAGUACUUAGAGAUCAUCAGCCGUGCAAACACAAAGCUAGAGUGUAAUUUUGGUUGUCAGUUGAAGGAAAUUGAUAGCAAUACUCACUCCUAUGUUAUUGUCAACAAGCUGGGGCACCCUCAGUGUGAUUUGUGGGCAUCUUUUAUAGACAAGCCCAAGUUUGGCCUCCUGAUGGUGGUUUUGAGUCUGAUCUUUAUGAAAGGCAAUUGUGUCAGGGAGAAUCUGAUCUUUAAUUUUCUGUUCAGAUUAGGGCUGGAUGUCCGGGAGACAAAUUCUCUCUUUGGAAACAUGAAGAAGCUCAUCACUGAAGUGUUUGUGAGGCACAGGUACCUAGAAUACAGGAGAAUUCCUUGCACUGAACCAGCAGAAUAUGAGUUGCUCUGGGGGCCCCGAGCAUUCCUGGAAACCAGCAAGAUGCUGGUCCUGAGAUUUUUGGCUAAGCUCCAUAACAGAGAUCCUCGGUGCUGGCCGUUUCAUUACCUUGAAGCACUUGCAGAGUUUGAGUCUGAAGUCUCAGAUGAGGAUGAGCCUGACACCAGCGGUGAUACCGGUGACCCCACCAGCAGACGCCCUCCCCGCUAAUGGUGUUAUAGAACUCUUGUUCCUUUAGUUCCCUGGCCAGAGGACACUGACAGGGUGUGGGGUUUAUUUUGUUUCUGGUGUUUUGUUCCAGUUCUGUAUGUGUGUAGAUUUGAAUUUUAAAUUUGAUUUUGUAUCUGCCAAAGCUUUGUAUAUUUUCAUGUGGUGUUGAUUUCAACUGGCUACUGUUCUCUUAGUAUUCUGGCACCUGUAUCCUUAAGUGAGAUCUGUGAUUCUCGGUUUUGUGUUCUGAUUGUUCUCUUCUGGUAUCAGAAUUGUGCUGGCUUUGUGAAUCAAUCUGACAAGCUAACUCUUUAUUCUGGUACAGUUUAUGUAAAAUCAUAAUAAGUUGUUCUUUGGUUGUUUAAAUGACUCAUAAGUAAAAAAUGUCUACAGGAGAGUAAAAAUCUAUAUCUAUAUAACUAUAUAUAAAUAUAUACUUUCAGCAUAAGAUGGAAA